AUGAUGCGCCUUCUUUCUUUCUUCUUCAUUAUUGGUUCAGUCGUAGCCGACUGGAACUACUGCCAGGAUCUGUGUGAAGCGACUCCUGGUUGCAAGAACUAUGGUUGGGGUUCUUACUGUAAGGGUAACGGUGUCUGUUUCGGUCUGCUCGAUAUGGGAGAUGGUGAUUAUUGCUUUGAGCCCACCGAUGGAUACAACGGUGGCUACUGCAGCGACAAGGUUUACAGUCCCGUGUCCUGCCCAGUGGUUGAUAAGACUUGUGAGGAUCUUUGCGCGGAGACCCCCAAGUGCAAGAAUUCUAAGUGGGGAUCGUACUGCAAGAAGUAUGUCGAUCAGCCUGGUCCUUAUGUGUGCUUCGGAUUGUACCACUCCGACAAGCCGCAUCUCUGCUAUGAACCUUCUGAGGGUGACAAGUGUGAUGAAACCUCACCCGUCUAUUGCCCCUCAGAAAUGGAUUAG
Messenger RNA from Perkinsus marinus ATCC 50983, 459 nucleotides. RefSeq lists its product as hypothetical. Lineage: Eukaryota; Perkinsozoa; Perkinsida; Perkinsidae. The record is from RefSeq and is a predicted model, not a curated record. Bases 1 to 459 code for a protein of 152 amino acids. The transcript has a single exon.